Messenger RNA from Labeo rohita (rohu), 4968 nucleotides. It is a transcript of the gene grm4, whose product is annotated as glutamate receptor, metabotropic 4. The record is from RefSeq and is a predicted model, not a curated record. The transcript is spliced from 11 exons. Gene Ontology annotation, molecular function: adenylate cyclase inhibiting G protein-coupled glutamate receptor activity. Bases 945 to 3695 code for a protein of 916 amino acids. Gene Ontology annotation, biological process: G protein-coupled glutamate receptor signaling pathway; regulation of synaptic transmission, glutamatergic. Lineage: Eukaryota; Metazoa; Chordata; Actinopteri; Cypriniformes; Cyprinidae. Gene Ontology annotation, cellular component: membrane.
CCUUGUAUGCUUUUAAGACCAUGUAUACGCAGAUAUUUAUUAAAUAAAUUAAUCAUUUUUUUAUGUUAAGUCUUCCUUAUUAAGCUGCACGAAAGCUCUUUCAUCAGUCAGUGUAUGUUCUGCGUUGUGUGUGUAUGUGUGUGUGAUCAAAUAGAGUGGGCUAUGUGGGCGUUGAACGCACUGCUUCGACUGAAGAGCACUGCCUACAUCUCAGCACGGCUCUGCUCUCCAGUUAUGCUCAGUGCAGUACUAUCUCAUCAGGUAUGAGCUCCCAACACAAGACGAGCAAUAUUUGCCAAUAUUGAAUGAAUGGACACGGGGACUUGGAGAAAUGGAAAGUACUUCGGCUCCGAGAGCGUUUCAGCACCACUUUCACUGGACAGCGCAACAGCUUUUCUCACUUGGUAUCGAGCUUUGGGAGAUUUGCGUGUGAUUUUCCGUACGUGGGGAAUGGAGUUUGUCGUAUUGGGGGCCAUCGUACAUCAAGUGAUUAACGAGAUACCCAAAAAUCUGCAGUCGACUGUGUUCAGGUGAUCGUACUGGAGGUGUUUGGCAACAGCGGAGGCAGAUAGAAGAAGGAAGGCUCACAGGUGGGUGAAGCUUCGUGUUCGCAGCACAAGACCCCCAACCUCCUCCACUAGGAGACAGGCCGACUGGAAACCCAGAGGGAGCAAAGGACCAAAGACGUAUGGUUAACCUUUAAUCUCAUCAAAGGACUCUAGAGGAAGUUCCUUGACAGGAGAUAAAGCGGAUUGACGCAGAACUGCUGCCUAAAGAACCUGAUGAGCAUUCCAUUCAAUUACAAACCCAUCGCUACGUGACAUAACUAUGAACUUUAAAAGAUUGUGCCCUGCGAAAGGGUGCCUCCACUGACCCAUCAACUCAGUUGUGACACAUCUCACAUCCAAAAAUAGACACGCUUCGGUUGAAACCGGCUUGCUGCAAUGUCUUCAGCCAUGGGCAAAAUGGUUGGAUGGACCAACUGUCGCUGUCAAGGCUCAGCAUUGGUUUUUCUCUACCUCUUCCUGACUGCUUUGGCUGCGAGGCCCAAAGGUCCAGGCCACACGCAUCUAAACUCUAUCCGGAUUGAUGGGGACAUUUCAUUAGGGGGCCUGUUUCCGGUUCACGCCCGGGGUCACGAGGGCAAGCCCUGCGGUGAGCUAAAAAAGGAAAAGGGGAUUCACCGUCUGGAAGCUAUGCUCUUUGCUUUGGACCGCAUCAACAAUGACCAUGAACUGCUUCCAAAUAUCACGCUGGGCGCCCGCAUUCUGGACACAUGCUCGCGUGACACUCAUGCUCUGGAGCAGUCGCUCACGUUUGUCCAGGCGCUCAUCGAAAAGGAUGGCACGGAUGUGAAGUGCCAAGGUGGAGGAUCGCCCAUCAUUACCAAGCCAGAAAGGGUGGUGGGCGUCAUUGGAGCGUCGUCCAGUUCCGUGUCUAUAAUGGUGGCUAAUAUCCUCCGCCUGUUUAAGAUUCCCCAGGUGAGUUAUGCCUCCACGGCUCCUGAGCUGAGCGACAACACCCGUUAUGACUUCUUCUCCCGCGUGGUACCACCGGACACCUAUCAGGCACAGGCUAUGGUGGAUAUAGUCAGGGCCAUGCGCUGGAAUUACGUCUCCACGGUGGCGUCGGAGGGGAAUUACGGAGAGAGCGGCGUGGACGCGUUCAUCCAAAAAUCUCGGGAAGAGGGAAGUGUGUGUAUCUCACAGUCAGUGAAAAUCCCCCGUGAGCCGAAACCAGGGGAGUUUGAUAAGAUAAUUUCGAGACUGGGAGAAAAUCCGAAUGCGAGGGUUGUUAUUAUAUUUGCAAAUGAGGACGAUAUAAGGCGGCUACUGCAGGCGGCAAAAAAAGCCAAUCAGACGGGUCACUUCCUGUGGGUGGGGUCAGAUAGCUGGGGCUCCAAGAUAUCGCCAGUGCUUCACCAGGAGGAAAUGGCCGAGGGAGCUGUCACCAUCCUACCCAAACGACAGACCAUCAGAGGCUUUGAUCGCUACUUCACCAGCCGCACACUCGAGAACAACCGGAGGAAUAUCUGGUUUGCGGAGUUCUGGGAGAACAAUUUCAACUGCAAGCUCAGCCGCCAUGCCUUGAAGAAGGGAUCCGGCGUUAAGAAAUGCACAAAUCAAGAGAGGAUCGGAAAAGACUCGUCCUACGAGCAAGAGGGAAAAGUGAUGUUCGUGAUUGAUGCGGUGUACGCGAUGGCGCACGCCCUCCACAACAUGCACAAAGACCUGUGCCCUGGCAAGGUGGGACUGUGUUCCAAAAUGGACCCAGUUGAUGGAACCCUCCUGCUAAAGUACAUCCGCAAUGUCAAAAUAGCAGGCAUUGCCGGCAGUCCGGUGCAGUUCAAUGAGAAUGGAGAUGCACCAGGCCGUUAUGAUAUAUACCAGUACCAGAUAAAGAACAAAACAGCUGAAUACAAGACUAUCGGCCACUGGACUGACCAACUUUACCUAAAUAUGCGGGCGAUGCAGUGGCCAGGUGGAGGGAAGCAGGUGCCAAAUUCCAUCUGCAGUCAGCCCUGCAAACCCGGGUGGCGCAAGAAGAUCGUUAAGGGCAUUUCCUGCUGCUGGCACUGCGAGCGCUGUGAUGGGUACCAGUAUCAACAGGACCUCUACACCUGCAAGAUGUGCCGCUUUAAUUUAAGACCUAACAAGAAUCACACAGGCUGCCAGCCCAUCCCGAUCGUGAAGCUGGAGUGGAGCUCACCUUGGGCAGUCAUACCGGUCCUGAUCGCUAUUCUCGGCAUCAUAGCCACGCUUUUUGUGGUGGUCACCUUCAUCCGCUACAAUGACACGCCGAUCGUUAAGGCGUCCGGGCGUGAGCUCAGCUACGUUCUGCUUACGGGAAUCUUUUUGUGUUACGCCACCACCUUCCUGAUGAUCUCGACCCCAGAUGUAGGGAUCUGUUCGCUGAGGCGAAUUUUCCUGGGGCUCGGAAUGAGCAUCAGCUAUGCGGCGCUGCUCACCAAAACCAAUCGGAUUUAUCGGAUUUUCGAGCAGGGGAAAAUGACAGUGAGCGCGCCUCGCUUUAUCAGUCCUGCUUCGCAGUUGGUAAUCACCUUCAGCUUGAUUUCCAUUCAGCUCCUAGGGGUGUGCAUCUGGUUUGCCGUGGACCCUUCCCAAUCUCUCGUUGACUAUGAGGACCAGCGCACGACCGAUCCCGAGAUGGCGCGCGGAGUCCUAAAGUGCGACAUAUCGGACUUGUCGCUCAUCUGCCUCCUGGGAUACAGCAUGCUGCUGAUGGUGACGUGCACGGUGUACGCCAUCAAGACGCGAGGGGUCCCCGAGACCUUCAACGAGGCCAAGCCCAUCGGCUUCACCAUGUACACCACCUGUAUCAUCUGGCUCGCUUUCAUCCCCAUUUUCUUCGGGACGUCGCAGUCGACGGAAAAGAUGUACAUACAAACGACCACGCUGACCAUCUCGGUGAGUCUGAGCGCAUCUGUGUCUCUGGGGAUGCUCUACAUGCCGAAAGUCUAUGUGGUGCUCUUCCACCCGGAGCAGAAUGUGGCUAAACGCAGCACUCGCAGCCUGAAAGCUGUGGUCACUGCCGCCACCAUGUCUAACAAGUUCAACCCCAAGGCCAGCCUGCGGCCCAACGGAGAAGCCAAGUCGGAGCUGUGUGAGAACCUGGAAACUCAGGGACUCAGCCCUAAACAAACGUACAUCAGCUACAGCAACCACGCGAUCUAGGUAAGUGAUAAAAGGCCACUACCAAAUCCCAGAAGUGACCCCUGGAAGACAGCAUUUCAAGAUAAAUCACUCUUACGUUAUGUCACUUAUGGAAGUGAAAUAGCAGAUGGUUGGAAGACCCCCACAGACAUGUUUCCAUUAAUGAAGCUUAUGUGAAGUCACACAGGGAGCAUCUGGGGAGGCCGAGACUGUUGUUGAGACGGUGAUGUUGGAAUGACGGUCUGUCACCCAGACUAUUCCAUUACAGCUUGCUCUAUCUAUUCCAGAUGUCAUUGUUAAAGUGAUACACACUAAUUAAGGACAACAUGUCAGUGUCCGCUGUUUCAUUGACGCUAACACUAUGUGGUGGCUUUGAAAAAAAAAAAAAAGAUCAAAAAAAGAUCAAAAAUCAUUUGGAGCUUUUUCCUCUUGUUUUCUCCUUGGUGAUGACAACAGCAAAGACAGUGACCAUUGUUUACAGAUGUUGAGCAUGCUGGUUUUGACAUCCUGUGCUGUGUUGUUUUUUCUUUCUUUCUUUCUUUUCCUUUUUUCGAAAAAAAAAGAACCUUCUGGAAUGCUGUUGAACUAUGUUGCUGUAUUGUUACCUCACCAUGGGCCUUGUGAAACUGUUGAAGAUGUACGAAGUGCUCUUUGGAGUAAUGUUUGCUUGUGCAUAAGUACACACCUUUGAGGAACUCAAAUUUGCCCUGUUGUCAAAAUGUGCUAGAGCUGUCACAGUCACCUGUGCAAAUCCGAAAUCACAAUUUAGAAGUGGCGCGGCGUUCAACGAACGUCCGAGAUAUCAGAACCGGUGUCCACCGGACCGGGACAGCGCGAGUAAUUUACUUUCAUACAAAUACAGCUAUCAAAGACUCGUCUAUAGAAAUUGGAAGAAUCACCAAUCUCGAGAAAAAAACCACGGUUCUGAGAAGCUCGGAUGAUGGAGUAGAUGACAGGAUCCUGUAUUCGUAUCUGGAAAUGUCAGGUGAUAGAAAGAGACAAGCUGAUUUGUCUCAGAUUAGAUGUUUGUGAAUUUAAGAUUCAGUUCUUAUGAUUUCUCCUCUCUUCUUUGUUUUUGCACUGUUUGUGCUGCAGAAUAAAAUGUCUAUGUUGACCGUGAUAAAUGGCAACUUAAUGUGUGUUCCUGAUUGCUAAUGUUUGCUUUUCAUCCUAAAAGAGAAAAAAACGUCAGAAACAGUGCCUGAAUUAAAGUAUUUGUAAAAUAAGACAUAUGAGGUAUGUGAAGCAUGUUAAUUUUUAUACAUAAAUAAUUUCUAAUAAAGAAAUUUUUCAA